AGGACUACGGGUCCUUGUUUUUAGCGCCUCGGCGUGGGGGUAGCGUCUGGGAGCCUCUGCUCUUCCGUUUUUCUGUCUCGGUUCCUGGAACUGCACAUCAGAACCCCGCAGACAUGUCGGGGUUCAGCCCGGAGCUCAUCGACUAUCUGGAAGGGAAGAUCUCCUUCGAGGAGUUCGAAAGGCGGAGAGAAGAGAGAAAAACCCGUGAGAAGAAAAGUCUUCAGGAAAAAGGCAAGUCAUCAGCUGAAGAAAAUCCAAAUGACUCUGCAGUUCCAUCAUCAUCAGGAAUUGACUCUACCAAAUCUCAGGACAAAGAUGUCAAUGAAGGAGAAACAUCAGAUGGAGUCAGUAAGUCAGUUCACAAGGUCUUUGCUUCCAUGCUUGGAGAGAAUGAAGAUGAGGAGGAGGAGGAGGAAGAGGAGGAGGAGGAGGAGGAGGAGACACCUGAGCAACCCACUGCAGGCGACGUGUUUGUAUUAGAGAUGGUUCUCAAUCGUGAAACCAAGAAAAUGAUGAAAGAGAAAAGGCCUCGGAGUAAACUUCCCAGAGCUCUGAGAGGUCUCAUGGGUGAAGCCAACAUUCGCUUUGCUCGAGGAGAACGUGAAGAGGCGAUAUUGAUGUGCAUGGAAAUCAUAAGACAAGCUCCUUUGGCUUAUGAGCCAUUUUCUACUCUUGCUAUGAUAUAUGAGGACCAAGGUGACAUGGAGAAAUCACUGCAGUUUGAGUUGAUUGCUGCACAUUUGAAUCCCAGUGACACUGAAGAAUGGGUUAGAUUGGCAGAAAUGUCCCUGGAACAAGACAAUAUUAAGCAGGCUAUUUUUUGCUACACAAAAGCACUUAAAUAUGAACCUACUAAUGUCCGUUAUCUGUGGGAGCGAUCAAGCCUUUAUGAACAGCUGGGAGAUCACAAAAUGGCAAUGGAUGGUUACAGGCGUAUUUUAAACCUUUUAUCUCCGUCUGAUGGAGAACGAUUUAUGCAAUUGGCCAGAGAUAUGGCAAAGAGUUACUAUGAAGCCAAUGAUGUUAUUUCAGCUAUUAACAUAAUUGAAGAAGCUUUCUCAAAGCACCAGGGCCUAGUCUCCAUGGAAGAUGUUAAUAUUGCAGCUGAACUAUACAUUUCUAAUAAACAAUAUGACAGAGCUUUGGAGGUAAUUACAGAUUUUUCUGGAAUUGUGCUAGAAAAAAAAACUACAGAAGAAGGCGCUUCAGAAGAGAAUAAAAGUUGUAGUUUCCUGUGCAUAGGAGAGUCUGGUGAGAAUGUUUCCUGCACUAUACCGGAUGGUGUGCCAAUAGAUAUCACAGUGAAGUUGAUGGUCUGCCUUGUACAUCUCAACAUCCUUGAACCACUUAAUCCUCUCUUGACAACACUCGUGGAACAGAAUCCCGAAGACAUGGGAGACCUCUAUCUCGAUGUUGCUGAAGCUUUUCUGGAUGUUGGUGAAUAUAAUUCUGCACUUCCCCUCCUUAGUGCGCUAGUCUGCUCUGAAAGAUAUAACCUCGCAGUGGUUUGGCUUCGGCAUGCAGAAUGCUUAAAGGCCUUAGGCUAUAUGGAGCGUGCUGCUGAAAGCUAUGGCAAAGUGGUUGAUCUGGCCCCCCUCCAUUUGGAUGCAAGAAUUUCACUUUCCACCCUUCAGCAGCAGCUGGGCCGUCCUGAGAAAGCUCUGGAAGCUCUGGAACCCAUGUAUGAUCCAGAUACUUUAGCACAAGAUGCAAACGCAGCACAGCAGGAACUGAAGUUGCUGCUUCAACGUUCUACUCUAUUGUUCUCACAAGGCAAAAUGUAUGGUUAUGUGGAUACCUUGCUUACCAUGUUAGCCAUGCUUUUAAGGGUAGCAAUGAAUAGAGCCCAAGUCUGUUUGAUAUCUAGUUCCAAAUCUGGAGAGAGGCAUCUCUACCUUAUUAAAGUGUCAAGAGACAAAAUAUCAGACAACAAUGACCAAGAGUCAGCAAAUUGUGAUGCAAAAGCAAUAUUUGCUGUACUCACGAGUGUUUUGACAAAAGAUGACUGGUGGAACCUUCUUUUGAAGGCCAUAUACUCCUUAUGUGACCUAUCCCGAUUUCAGGAGGCUGAGUUACUUGUGGAUUCUUCAUUGGAAUAUUACUCAUUUUAUGAGGACAGGCCAAAACGCAAAGAGCUAGAAUACUUUGGUCUCUCUGCUGCAAUUCUGGACAAAAAUUUCAGAAAGGCAUACAACUAUAUCAGGAUAAUGGUAAUGGAAAAUGUCAAUAAACCCCAGCUCUGGAACAUUUUCAAUCAAGUUACCAUGCAUUCCCAAGAUGUACGACAUCACCGCUUUUGUCUCCGUUUAAUGCUGAAAAACCCAGAUAAUCAUGCCCUGUGUGUCUUGAAUGGACACAACGCAUUCGUAUCUGGUAGUUUUAAGCAUGCACUUGGACAGUAUGUGCAGGCCUUUCGCACCCAUCCCCAUGAACCUCUCUAUAGCCUCUGUAUAGGCCUAACCUUUAUUCACAUGGCAUCUCAGAAGUAUGUAUUAAGGAGACAUGCUCUUAUUGUGCAGGGCUUUUCCUUUCUUAAUCGAUACCUCAGUCUACGUGGGCCUUGCCAGGAAUCAUUCUACAAUUUGGGCCGUGGCCUUCACCAGCUGGGGCUGAUUCACCUUGCAAUCCACUAUUAUCAGAAGGCCCUGGAGCUCCCUCCAUUCGUGGUAGAGGGUAUGGAAGUUGACCAGUUAGACUUACGAAGAGAUAUUGCCUACAAUUUGUCUCUCAUAUAUCAGAACAGCGGGAAUAUUGGAAUGGCUCAGAAGCUUUUAUAUACUUAUUGUUCUAUAUAAAGCCCCUCAGCUGGGAAAGCAGCUUGGGCAGCUGCUGUGCAUGGACCUGUAUUUUCUGUCUCAGGGCUUAUUAUUAACCCAAAAAUGGACAUGAUAAUUUCAGAAUUAUCUGUGUAUUUCAUUUUUAAUAUAUGAUAAUGAUCUUUUGGUAGAUAUGCAAAAUUAUCAUUCCUGCAAGAAUUUUAUAUUGGUCUGUCAUUUUCCCGUACUAUUUUUUGGUAAGUUGUCCCCCAAACUGAAAUGGACAGUAUUAGCCAUUGAACCAGCAUGGAGUUGAAUACACUAUUUUUUUCACACCAUUUAUUCAUUUGUGUAUUUAAUACUGUAUAUUAAACACCUACUAUGUACCAGGCACUGUGAUAGGUGUUUGGAAUACAGUAGUAAGAGAGAUAUUACCUCUCAAUACAGUUCUUUAAAUACAGACCUUGAGCAUAUAUUUAUUUGAAAGAAAUGUUUGCUACAUUUCUACAUAUAUCAUUGUUGUCAGUCAUCCAUUUCUUAGUGCCCUGUUACUAUUGCCAUUAGUUUUUCAGAUACAUAGAAAAGGAGGUUACUUAGCAGAGGAAAGAUAGAUUGGGACUCUCAUGUCAGCACAAUUAUAUAAUUCACUUAGUUCCUUGCAAACUUAUUUUAAAUGGUUAUGUGGUAGGAAGACAAGUAAUGGAGUUAAUCUUUUACUUUUCACCUACAUGUAUCUUAGCCAUAAAGACUGAGGGCUGGGAGGCUGGGCUUAAUUCAUAGCAAACUGCUCUGAGGCAAAUAAAAAAAUGCAUUAUCAAUGUUUGGCUUUCUGACCAAAAAAAAAAGAAAAAAAAGGUGACUAGGUUCAAUAGCCAUGACCUGGUUUCCAUUUCAAGAUCACUAGGAACGUAGUAGGAAGACUGGGGAAUUGUAUGUAUGGAAUAAGGUUUUACUGAUGAAGUAGAAACAGAUAAAAACCUUUUACUUAUCUCAAAUAUUACAUGUUCUUGGAUCUAAGAUAACAGUACUUGUUAGAUAUACUUGGUUUAAUAAGAGCUUUUUAGAGUUUCUUUUUAGGGGGAAACAAAUACUGUAAUAAAUGUACAUGUGGAUUAUAAGACCCAGUCCAAUUGUGGGAGGAAAACAAGUAUGAGAUUUAGGAUGAAAGAAGUACAGUGGGGGCUUUUUAGGAAUUCUUACCACUGUUUACACUGUAUACAUAACUUUGUAGUUGAGAAGCAGAAUUUGUAUGUAAUAAGUAAAUGUAUGGUGCAGUCUGUAUGUGUGUAUGUGUAUGUAUGUGUAUAUAUAGAAUUUAAAUAAACUUUAUUUUUGUAAUUAAAGUUAAUUGUUUCAUAUGCUUAUAUAUAUAUUUUAUUUCAUGCCAUUUGCAGGUAAUGAUAAAGCCGACUGUGAUAUAGUGAUGAGGUAGAUUUGUGUCUUGGAAUUCUGUGGAGUUGAGUACUCUGUGUUCAGAAU
This is a messenger RNA of Balaenoptera acutorostrata (minke whale), 4235 nucleotides long. It is a transcript of the gene GTF3C3, whose product is annotated as general transcription factor IIIC subunit 3. Gene Ontology annotation, biological process: transcription by RNA polymerase III. Gene Ontology annotation, cellular component: transcription factor TFIIIC complex. The record is from RefSeq and is a predicted model, not a curated record. The transcript is spliced from 18 exons. NCBI's taxonomy places the organism in Eukaryota, Metazoa, Chordata, Mammalia, Artiodactyla, Balaenopteridae. Gene Ontology annotation, molecular function: protein binding. Bases 114 to 2795 code for a protein of 893 amino acids.